Messenger RNA from Symbiodinium sp. CCMP2592, 1698 nucleotides. The record is from the annotation of a GenBank genome assembly. NCBI's taxonomy places the organism in Eukaryota, Dinophyceae, Suessiales, Symbiodiniaceae.
AUGUCGGUCCCUACACGCCCCAUCGCCCCUGUGCCUCUGCGAUCACGCUUGCUUUCCUUCUGCUGUUGUCGGAGCCGCGUGCAGAAGCACAAUCAAAGCGCAGGUGAUGCACUGAUGGGCCUCAUGGUUGUUGUUCUUGCCUGGCUGAGAGCCGUUGCCAUGCCUGCACGCCGUAGGGUUGCGGUGUAUGUCAAGCAGCUGAGGCGCUCCCUUCAAAAACAGCCGGUCAUCGUGCAACAGGACAAAUGCCCUGCCGCUGCUGUUGGCAUGAGCCGUGCUGUUUAUGAUGGCCUUCUUUAUCAGAACUUCUUCUGUGACAGUGCUCAUUAUGAGCUUGUUGAAACGGGCCUUGAGCAUGUGUGCCAUGAUCAGUACCUCUCGCACAAGGCGUUGAUCCCAAGUUGGGCUCACCGUCGCAGAACUAGUUGGCAUCCUGAGGCUUUGCCUUAUGCGUAUCUUAAUGUCAAGCGCAAAUGCUUCAGCCCUGCGGGGUUAGUGUGCACAAAACUUCAUGCGCACGUCCGUGAGAUUGUGGCUAGUUGCAACUUCCCCCUCAAUAGACUCUUCAAGCUUUGCAGCCGUGCUGUUCAGUGCAUCCUCAAAAACAGCACUUUGCCAAGUUGGGAAGUUUGGGACAUGAAAACUUCUUCGACUGAUCUUGCUCAGCGAGCACGUUCCUUGGACAGACCGCGUGAAUUUCGAUCGGUUUGCAAACGCUGUGGAUGCCGGAAAGCCCCUAUGUCCUGUUUCCAAGGAGAUGUCAAUCAACUUUUCAAGGAUGUUGAAGCACACCAUGUUUUGCGUCACUUAAGGCAGCAUGUCGAUGCUUGUCAGAAGGCACAUCCUGAUUGUGAAGGUGUCACGGUGUUGAAUGGCAAGAAAUACAGAGCCUUUAUUGGGGGUCAGGAACGUACUGCACGUGGUCGGUACUUCAGGUUUUGGGAAGUUUGGUGUGUCUUGAAGUAUUACCUGCGCUGCAACGUGUUCAGAGUGGGUGUACAUCUGGUCCGUCAGCGACUAGGCGUCCCCAUGGGUGGAAGUGGUUCCAAAGCUUGCACCUCCAUCCUGCUUGGUGGCUUGGAAGCUGCCUGGGUCCGGGACGGCGCCCAAAGAGCUGAACAUGGCUUCGAAGAUUCCCCGCAGGCGUUUCAGGCCACCACAAACGGUGCACGAUACGUCGAUGACCUGCUUGUUCUCAGCACUGUGUAUUGCCCUCGUUGCUGUGAGGCCAUGUGCAUGCUGAUCUAUGACAAGCCGUUAGUUAUCGAAGCACAGCCGCCUGUUCACGUUUUUCAAGCGCAGUUGCCGCAAGAGGUUUGGCAAACAUGCGUACACCAUUGGCUUGACUUGACCGUCACUGUAGGUGAGACUGUCCGCGUGUCCUACCGCAGUAAGAAUGAACAGUGCUUGCACUCAGGAGGGCAAAUCAACCAUCAUGUUUUGCCGCGCUUUUGUCAGCAAGAUGGUGCCACCAGGGAGCGCUUGAAAUGGUGGAUGUCCUCACGGGCUCACCGCAUUGGUCAAAUUGUGCCAGACCCUGACAGUUUUGUGCUUGUGUUGCGUGAGGCCAUGCUUUUCGGAUAUUCUCGUCAGCAUGUGUUGCGAGUGGCUAGUACGCUUCGCAAGUUCGAGUUUGUCAGAGAAGCGCUACGCAUUGUGACGUCCACUGAUUGCUUGAAGCUGCACUCGAGGGAUUAA